AGCUCGGGUUUUGGGGGGGAGCUGUUGGGAGAAGUUUGUGAAGGAGAGCGGUGGUUUGUGAAAGUUGUGCUCGGCAGAAGCGGGAGGUUUAGGGGGAGAUCUGGUGGUGUUGGUGUGAGCGCCAGGGAUCUGCUGUAGGUUAGUUAGUUAGAUUAGUUAGUUAUUUAGUUAAUAAAGGUUAAAUGAUGUGUGUGUGUGAUGAGUCUGUGCUGCGGGCGCUGCUGCUGCUGGUGUCGGUGUGCGUGUCUCUGGCCGGAGCUUUCUCUCAGUCUCUGGACAGCGACUUCACCUUCACUCUCCCCCCGGGACACAAAGAGUGCUUCUUCCAGACCAUGAGGAAAGACGCCUCCCUGGAAAUCGAGUAUCAGGUUCUUGAUGGGGCUGGUCUGGAUGUGGAUUUCUACUUGUCUUCCCCCAGUGGUCAUGUGUUAGUGUCUGAUUUCAGAAAGUCAGAUGGAGUUCAUACAGUGGAGACAGAAGAGGGGGACUACAUGUUCUGCUUUGAUAAUACAUUCAGCACUGUAUCUGAAAAGAUCAUCUUCUUUGAGCUGAUUUUGGACAAUAUGGAUGAUGGGCAAGACCCAGAGGACUGGAAAGAAUUUGUGCAAGGAGCUGACCUGCUGGAUAUGAAGUUGGAGGACAUCAUGGACACUAUAAACAGUGUGAAGGCACGCUUGGGAAAGAGUCUUCAGAUUCAGACAGUGCUGAGAGCCUUUGAGGCUCGUGACCGCAAUCUGCAGGAGAGCAACUAUGAGCGUGUGAACGUCUGGUCCUGCACCAACGUCGUGCUGAUGGUGGUGGUAUCCUGCAUCCAGGUCUACCUUCUGCGCAGCCUGUUUGACGACAAGAGGAAAACACGCACAUAGCCCACGGGCUUCUUCUGUACUAACCUCUGGGAGAAAAAAAAAUACCCUUGUUUGGGACUGAAGAUGGACACAGUUCUCUCUCCCCUCUCUCUCUGUAGACCCUUUACUUUUCCACUUCCUGUCUACUUUUAUUCAAUGAAGACAAUCAAUUUCUACUCUAGCUGAGCCAAGAAACAGUCUAGGAUGUUUCUCAGCCAAUGAAAAAAGAGAUAAGCUGCUAUUGCGAGUUCACAAGAAGCAGGAUUUCUGAGGGUUCUUUUAUUUAACAUGAGCAAAGAAUCAAUGGACUGAUACUUUUGCAGUUUCUUAUAAUACCCUUUUUAUACAUGCCUAAGUUUUGUUAACCCAUUAUCUCUGCCUCUAACUGUUGAAACUAUGACGAGCACUGACACAUAAUGACAUAUUUUUAGAGCAGCAUGUUAAACAUGGUAUAUGGAGAAUGUGAAGUAAAGUGUGGGAAAAAUGUUUCAUGUUGAGAAAAUAAUGGUCUGGUAAACGGUUAAAAGAACCAGUGAAGAUGAACUGUGCUUACCAAUAUCUGCUGUUAACGCUUUAAUUAUAGGGAUGGCUGACUAAGACACACAUUCUAUGUUCAGACUGCAGGCAAACUGGAUUGGUGAGAUCUGAUUCACACUUUUAUUUGCAAGUUAUCAGGUCAGAUUUGUGUGUCAGGAUGUCACAAACGGAUCUGCAUGGGUUUCUGUUGUAACGAGGGAGGUGUCCGUAACUUAUACUAACCUUUGGAACUUUUCUUGGACCUCCCGCACUUUUGUCACUCUAAAUUUGAUAUAAUGGAUAACCAGAAAUCAAUCUGAAUACAAUCUAGAUAUGCCAAAAGUCAGACUUGGACUAGCAGUCUGAACACAGCCACAGACAUGCAUGCUGCUUUGAUUAACCAGACACGGGUUAAAACAUGUUGUAAGAUCUUGUCUAACUAGCAGAUAAAAUGCUACUACUUAGAAACUACCAGCUGUGCCAGUUGCCCUCCUUUGGGGAUUUAGUAAUAAGACCGUAUGGUGCGCUGCUUUUGGCUCUGGUUCAACAGGGAGGAAAGGGAAGGAGCUUUUUGCCUCUAUAAAUCACCAUGGGCACAAGCGCCAGAAUACUUGACCUACAAGCAGUUUCUCUAGCAUUGCUGACAGCAGCUCCAAUUACAGUAGCCUGGCAGGCUAGAGAGCAGAGGAGAGGGAGUGAGCCAGGUGUUGUAAGCGCAUCUUGAAGUGAUUUAUUACAGCGUUCUUCACCCUUUGUAUUUGUGGAUUUUUUUUGUUUGUUUUUUUUGUUUUGGUGUGCCCAUGUGUGCUCGUAUGUGCCCUAGUGAAGUAUAACGUUUCUGCUAUGAGAUUUUUCGACCCUGGAUGAGAAGUGGUGGAGAAAUUGAUGCGUCUCACUGUAGGACACAUUUAGAUCCCAUUACAACAUCAUCAAAUGAAUAAUAGAGAGAUAUUUGCUUUUUAAAAAUCAGGGUUAGAUUUGACAGUUUUAAUAGAUAUUUGAUGAUCUAAAUGAGCACAAUGUUUAGGUCAUUCUGGGCUGUUGCCAUAGAAAUACCAGUUUUUUUAAACUGCAGUUUUAACCUUAAACAAAUACAUUUUUCAAGUUCUAAUAUGAAGGGUUGAAAAUAAGUUUGUUUAACACAUCUUUAUCUUUACAUUCUAAAGUCUAACUUUAUAAGAAACCUGGAAUUUGAUUUUCACAUACUGGGAAAGCUUCAUUUGCCUCAAUUUCUAAUGGUAUAUAGAACCAUCUACAGUAUAUUUCCCACCAAUGUGAAGGACCUGUUAAUUACCUAAAUUGUUCUGCAGCGUGUGAUGUUUGUAUAUAGAACCACUGCCUUUACUAAAGAACCAUUGAAGAACCCUUGUUUUAAAGAGUGUAGUUCUCCACGGAUGUUUUAUUGUGUUUCAGGGUUUUAUUCCAACAGGUAAAGACAUUUUAAUUUUUUUUUCAUUGUUCUGGAAAGGUUUAAAGGCUAUUUAACAGCAUCAUUAGUGCCACAUUGCCACCUUCUGGAGGUCUUCAGGAAGAGCUUCUUAAACACUACAUAGCAUAGAAGUAUUUCAGUUGUUUGUUUGUUUUUAAAUAUUACUUAAAUAAAAUGUUGUGAUUCAUGAGAUAAUAUGCUUUAUGUUCACCAGCAGUAACAUAAACAAUACAUUGCUCAAUUAUUUUACAUAACUACAUCAGAGAAAUGCACUGGAACAGUCCAUCCCCUGCAUAUGUGCCAAUUGUUUAUUUUUGUUUUCCAUUCGGAACUUGUGCCAAUAACGUUUGGUCGCUGUAUUGAAACCCAUAAAGGUUUAUUUAUACUA
Molecule: messenger RNA, 3178 nt
Organism: Astyanax mexicanus (Mexican tetra)
Lineage: Eukaryota; Metazoa; Chordata; Actinopteri; Characiformes; Acestrorhamphidae
Gene: tmed5
Product: transmembrane p24 trafficking protein 5
Exons: 4
Coding region: 183-866 (227 amino acids)
Biological process (GO): Golgi organization; intracellular protein transport; endoplasmic reticulum to Golgi vesicle-mediated transport
Cellular component (GO): Golgi apparatus; COPII-coated ER to Golgi transport vesicle; endoplasmic reticulum-Golgi intermediate compartment
Source: RefSeq, a predicted model, not a curated record